Molecule: messenger RNA, 357 nt
Organism: Plectropomus leopardus (leopard coralgrouper)
Lineage: Eukaryota; Metazoa; Chordata; Actinopteri; Perciformes; Serranidae
Source: RefSeq, a predicted model, not a curated record
AUGCAGAAGUCCUGCAGACCUGUGCAGCGGCUCGCUGUCCUGUUUCUCAUCGUCUUUACAACCGGCCAGUGUCAACAGAACGGGAGCCGUCGCGCUGUGACCGAACACCAGCUGAUGCACGACCGCAGCAGAAACAUCCAGAGUCUGAAGAGACUCAUCUGGCUGUCCAGCGCCAUCGAGGGUCUCCACACGGCUCAGACUCGCUCUGCUGCGUACAGCCCCCCAAAAGUCCUGGACCUGGCUCUGAAUCCAGCGCUGGUCCCUGCUGCCGGGAGCCCCCAGCCCACCAGGGUGCAGAGCCUCCUGAGAGACUUCUUUAACCCUUACCUGACCCAACAGCCAGACAGAGAGGUCUGA